Molecule: messenger RNA, 714 nt
Organism: Quercus robur (English oak)
Lineage: Eukaryota; Viridiplantae; Streptophyta; Magnoliopsida; Fagales; Fagaceae
Exons: 1
Coding region: 1-714 (237 amino acids)
Source: RefSeq, a predicted model, not a curated record
AUGUGUAGGGCCUUUCCUACUACGCUGAAGGGGCCGACAAGAAUAUGGUUCAGCAGACUAACGCCUAACUCCAUCAGCACUUUCAAAGAGCUAAGUGACGAAUUUGCCUCACACUUUAUUGGGGGGCAUAAGUAUAAAAAAUCCACUGCGUGUUUGAUGAGCAUCAAGCAACGAGAGGAUGAGACGUUGAGGUCUUACAUAGCUCGCUUUAACAAAGAAGCACUUUCAAUCGAUGAGGCCGAUGAUAAAAUACUUGUAGCCGCAUUCACCAAUGGAUUAUGGAAUGGUAAGUUUCUAUUUUCAUUAUAUAAGAACGAUCCAAAGACUAUGUCAAAUGUGCUUUAUAGGGUGACCAAAUACAUGAAUGCUGAAGAUGCACUUCUGGCCCGAGAGGAGAGGCCUAAGAAGAGAGAAAGACAGGAGGACACACGGCAAGACAGAAAGCGAAAGAUGGCGAGAACUGGAGAACGAAGUGCUCCAAGCCCCCUACGGGAAAUUCACGAGCUUCGCCCCACUAACUGCCCCAUCAACCAAGUCCUGAUGCAAAUAAAGGACGGGGGAGCCCUAUCCUUCCCCAACAAGCUGAAGGGAGAUCCCAAUAAGUGGUCCAGAGACAAAUACUGCCAUUUCCACCGUGACCACGAUUAUGACACAGCCGACUGCUACAAUUUGAAACAGCAGAUUAAAGCCCUCAUUAGGCAAGGGAAAUUAUAG